Molecule: messenger RNA, 7262 nt
Organism: Sceloporus undulatus (fence lizard)
Lineage: Eukaryota; Metazoa; Chordata; Lepidosauria; Squamata; Phrynosomatidae
Product: zinc finger protein 345-like
Exons: 9
Coding region: 126-2858 (910 amino acids)
Biological process (GO): regulation of transcription by RNA polymerase II
Cellular component (GO): nucleus; chromatin
Molecular function (GO): DNA-binding transcription factor activity, RNA polymerase II-specific; RNA polymerase II cis-regulatory region sequence-specific DNA binding
Source: RefSeq, a predicted model, not a curated record
AGGAAGAACCUCCCGAUCCUCAGCCUGUGGGUCCUAAGAGCAGCGAGUUCCGCUUCCUAGAGAGGCAGGGAAAAUCAACAGAUAUUCCGCCAGUAGAAGAAAAAGGGCCUUGCUUGGCUCCCUCAAUGGAGGCCAAAGUCCAGCAAGAACCACCCUCAUUCCCCAUUUUCCCAGCUCCAUCUGUUCUAGAAGAGCAGCCACCAACCAAGACAUCUCCUGGGCCUGAGGACCCUCGGCCCCUCCAUUUUGCCAAGAGAAUGGACAUGGCAGCCAUUUGUGGAGAGACAGACGAAGGGGUUGAGAGUGGUGAGGAAGGGGUCUUCCAAGAGCGGGACAUGUUUGCCCUAAAUGAAGAGGAUGUCCAGGCCUUCAAGGAUUCCGAGAUGUGCAACACCACAGUUAAACUGUGCAGAGAGGACAAGCCAGCCAGUGAGCAAGCAAAUGGAGUCACCCUGAGCUCACAAAGUGAAGAAGCCUGCCAGCUUUCAACAUCCUCCCUGACAGCAGCCCAGGAUGAACCUGUCAUCACAGAACUACCAAAGAGGGGACGAGGGAGACCAAGGAAGCAGCCACAAAUACGAACUGGAGAGCCAUCUCUUAAAAGACCAAGAGGAAGACCAAAAGGAACCAAAAACAAGAGUCCAUCUAAUUCAACUCAGAAGGUGCCUUACAGCCAACAAGAGAGCAAGCGAGUCAGUAGGUGGCAGGGGAGCAAGAGAAGGGAAAAGUUAGUGAGUGGGCAAGUGAGCAGGCAGCCCUGGCGAGAGAAUGGAGUUAGAAUGAGCACACGAGCUAAAGGAGCUGGUCAGCUUUCAACUUUUUCCAUGGCAACAUCCCAGAAGCAACUUGCCAGCACAGAACCAUUAAAGAAGAGACGAGGGAGACCAAGGAAGCAGCCACAGGAACCAAUGGGAGAGCCAUCUCCUAAAAGACCAAGAGGAAGACCUAAAGGAAGAGGAAACAAGAGUCCAUCUAAAACAGCUCAGAAGGUGCUGUGCAAGCAAUGGAAAGAGAAAGACAGUGGCUGGGUAGGGAGCAAGAGGGCAGAAAAGCCAGUGAGGAAGAGAGAGAGAGAACAACUCUGGAAAGCAAAUGGAGCCACGAUGAACACACAAGGUGAAGGAGCCAACAAGCCUUCAAUUUCUUCUGUGGCAGCAGCCCAGGAUGAACCUGCCAAUAUAGAACCACCGAAGAGGAGACAAGGGAGACCGAGGAAGCAGUCACAACUUCCAGUUUCCUUUGAGGAAGUGGCUGUGUAUUUCAUCAAGGAAGAGUGGGGUCCUCUGGAUCAAGGCCAUGGGGCUUUCUACAAGGAAAUGAGGAUGGAGGAUGAUGGAAACAUAGCCUCUCCAGGUAAUCAGAAGGAGCAGAAGAAUUUGGAAGAGCCCUCUAUGGUGCAUUGGGAAGCAACCAAUAUUGUUGUGGGAAAAGAGGAGAUUGUAAAUCCAGGAGGAAUGGAAAUUCAAAUGGAAAACCAAUCAAAGAAUGAGAAUAACUCCUCUGCUUCUCAGGAGGAGGAUAUUUGUGAAGUCGAAAACUAUAAGGGGAAAAGAGGAGUAAAAUGUUCUGACUGUGGAAAAAUAUUCCAAUGUAAAGGUCAUUUAAAAGUACAUUACAGAAUACACACAGGGGAGAAACCAUAUCAGUGCAUGGAAUGUGGAAAGAGCUUCAGUCAGCGUUCGAAUCUACGUUCACAUCAAAAAACCCACACAGGGGAGAAACCAUUUAAAUGCAUGGAAUGUGGAAAGACUUUCUCUCAUAGUCAGAAUUUGCAGUCACAUCAAAGAACUCACACUGGGGAGAAACCGUACAAAUGCAUGGAAUGUGGAAUGCGCUUCUCUCGUCCUGACUAUUUACAGCCACAUCAAAGAACUCACACAGGGGAGAAACCAUACAAAUGCAUGGAAUGUGGGAAAAGCUUCGCUCACAGUGCAGGUUUACGUUCACAUCAAAAGAUUCACACAGAUGAAAAGGCAUAUAAAUGCAUGGAAUGUGGGAAGAGCUUCAACUGGAGUGGGCAUCUGCGAUUACAUCAGAGAAUCCAUUCAGGGGAGAAACCAUAUAAGUGCUUGGAAUGUGGAAAGAACUUUUCUCGGAGUUCAUAUCUACGUUUGCAUCAAAGAUGUCACACAGGAGAAAAACCAUAUCAAUGUAAGAAAUGUGGAAAGAGCUUCAGUCAGGGUGCCCAUUUAAAUUCACAUCAAAGAAUUCACACAGGGGCGAGACCACAUAAAUGCAUAGAAUGUGGAAAGACUUUCACUCAUAAUCACAAUUUACAUUCCCAUCAAAGAACUCACACAGGAGAGAAACCAUAUAAAUGCAUCGAAUGUGGAAAGAGCUUCAGUCAGAGUGGACAUCUACAUACACAUCAAAAAACCCACACGCGGGAGAAACUCUAUCAAUGCGUGGAAUGUGGGAAGAGCUUCUCUGAUAACUAUAGUUUACGUUUACACCAAAGAGUCCACACAGGGGAGAAGCCAUAUCAGUGUACGGAAUGUGGAAAGCGCUUCAGUCAAGGUGCCCAUUUACAUUCACAUCAAAGAAUUCACACAGGGGAGAAACCACAUAAAUGUAUAGAAUGUGGAAAGACUUUCUCUCACAGUCAAAGUUUACAUUCACAUCACAGAACUCACACAGGGGAGAAACCAUAUAAGUGCAUGGAAUGUGGAAAGAGCUUUAGGCAGAGUGGAUAUCUACGGUCACAUCAAAGAACCCACACUGGGGAGAAGCCGUAUCAGUGCAUGGAGUGUGGAAAGAGCUUCAGUCAGAGUGGACAUCUAUGUUCACAUCAAAGGACCCACAAAGGGAAGAGGCGAUAUAAAUUCAUAAAAUAUGGAAAGAGCUUCAGUAACUGUUAACAUCUACAUUCACAUCAAACAGCUCACACAAGUGAAAGCACAUAAGUCCAAAUAAUGCGGGAGGGGACUUUUUCUUUAGUAGCCUUUGGGAGGCAGGGUGCUAGUCUGAUUUCCCCCUUCCAAAUGGAGAGGUGUAUCUGGGUUUAAAUUGGUUUUUUAAAAUCUUUAAUGAUGUUUUUUACUUGCUAAAUUCCUUUUUUUUUUUUUUUAAUUAAACCUGCUAAACCAAUUUGGCACCAAUGCCUCUGGUGUCCCUCUUGCCACUUGCUGUGAACUGGGCUGAGAUGGGGAAAUGAUGACAGCUUUGCAACCAGGUGGGGGUUGUUCAAUUUCCCUGUACUACGAAACAACCCCCCCCCCCCAGCAAAAUAGGGGACACAUUAUUUUCUUCACCAAACUCCCCAACCAUCCCACAUGCUGCCGCCUUCUGCCUCCUCCAGGCUCCAAGUUCCUCUUUCAUUCCUCCCCCCUGGUCUUGUGAUAUUGUACAGUGACUGUUAUUUAAGUCACUAUUUAUAGUUCGGUGUGACUAGUAGGCUAUACAGUCUUUUCCUAGGUGUUCCCAACAUGUCUCAGUUGCCCCCUCCCCUUCUCUCUUCAGAGCGCUCUGUGCAUGUUCAGAGCACUGCUUUCCUGUAGAUUCCAGCACUCUCCUGUCAGCAGAGACUUCAGGACUGCUCCUGUGGGGAACAGAAAUAUAAUUAUUACUAUUAUAUUUAUUUGUAUCCCUCCCUUUCCCUGAAACUGGGACUCAGAGCGGCUAACAAGAUUAAAACAGUACAAUUAAAAGCAUAGAAAAGUGUUACAUGAAAACCUGCCAGCAGAAGGCCAUCAAGGAGGGGGCCAGUCUGGUCUCCCUGGAAAGAGAGUUACAGAGUCUAGGGGCAGCCACAGAAAAGGACCUCUUUCUUGCCCCACCAACAGUGCUUGUGAUGAUGGUGGUACAGAAAGAUGGGCCUCUCCUGAGGAUCUCAGAGCCUGGAAUGGCUCAUACAGGGAGAUAUGGUCUGCCAAAUAGCCUGGGCCUGAACCAUAUAGAGCUUUAUAGAUCAUAACCAUCACUUUGAAUUGUGUCUGGAAACAAAUUGGCAGCCUGUGGAGCUGUUUUAAUAGGGGUGUUGUGUGAUCUCUAGAACCUGCCCCUAUUAACAAUCUGGCUGCAGCUCUUUGGACCAGCUAAGUUUCUGAAUACUCUUCAAAGGGAGCCCCAAGUGGAGCAUGUUACAGUAGUCCAAAUGGGUGUGACCCAGGCAUGUACCACUGUGGCCAUAUCUGAUGUCUCAAGGAAUGGGCACACUUGACACACAAGCUCUAAAUGCAAAAGCACACCUGGUCACUGCAGAGACCUGGGCCUCCAGGUUCAAGGCUAAGUCCAGGAGUACUCCAAACUGCGAACCUGCAUCUUCUGGCCAUCUAACACAGGCUGAAUCCCCAUUCCCUGAUCUGCCUUCUGACUGACCAGGAGCACCUCUGUCUUGUCUGCAUUAAGUUUCAAUUUGUUUGCCCUCAUCCAGUCCAUUGCUCAUGACAGACACUGCUCUGUUUUUAAAUAUUACAGGGAACUGUAAAUAUAUGUGGAAGACAUGGAUUAUUAGUAGGGUAUUAAGAUGUUUCUGCUGUUAUGAAUUAAAACUAGAUCUUAAAACGGAGAAAUUUCUGUUGUAAAGCUCUUUUAAAUUUAUUGUCAAGUAAUACUUGUAAAUGUGUUUAAUUCUCCUAUAUGUGUGUAUGCUGAGAACACCUUUUUGCCUCGGAAAGCUGUCAGCACCACUCUUGUAUUAUGACAGUGAAGUGAUCCAACCUGGCACUUCCUUUGAAAACCUGGCAUACAGCAAGCACACACCUGGUUUUGAAGAGGAGCCUUUGGGGACUGAUUUCACUUCAUCACAAGGUGGGUCCUCCCACACUCCUUAUCAAAGUCAAAUCUAGGAGCACCACAUUUGAGCAGAUUCUCUUCAAGGGAUCUUUGCACCCUUGAAAUCAUCAGAUCAGAGCCUCAAGAGCCAGAACCUGCUCAUUUUUGCUCCAGGAGGGAAAACACUUAUCUGUUGCUUGACUCAGGAGGAAGCCCUCCACCAGGACCACCACCUGGGAACAGGUUUCUGCCCCACAUUCCUUGACCCAGUUCUGCAUCUCUGGGGUAAGAUGGUCAGAAACUGCUCCAAAAUCACCAGGCCCAGGAUUCAGUCACUGACAGCAGAAAGGGUAGAGUCGGCUGCAAACCUCUUGGAGGCCCUUGCCAUCCGCAUAGAACUGGCUGAAAUGCUGGCACUGUAGGUCUGACUUGGCAAGUUCCUCUCCCAGGGACCUCUGGACUGUCUUCUCCCAUAACCCCCCACUGCUCUCAACUACCAGGGCUUCUAUUGUCUAUAGGAUCAGCUGGUUAAUCUAUACAUAUGUUUUUUCAUGCCAAUGAAACCAUAAGUAGAAUCAACGUUAUUCCUAUAUUCCAUCUGUCUCAGGGCAAAGAAGUCCCUAAUAUGCUCUGCUGCAACAACCUGUAAACCCAAUGCAUUAUUGUGUUUUUAUGGAUAUUACCAGGUAAUCAGACAGCACCAACAAUGUACAUUAUUAAGAACUAUUAUCUCCACAAGCCCAAGCCCUCAACCAAGAUCUUGUGAAUGCCAGAGUGCCAAGAGGCAUUCCAAAGAUUAAAACUGUGGUUUAAUUUGGAACCCAUCCUUAAACACCCUGACCCCUCACAACUAUUUGACUUGCAAGUUGAUGCUGGAGAUGGUUUUACAAAAAGCUUGUAAAGGGUAAGAGAUAUAAACUAUAAAUAUAAACAAUGCAGAUGAUUAUUCUCUUGUUUUCCCCUUCUCCCACAAAGGUUUAUAUACUUCAGAUUCCUGUUAAAUUUGUAUUAUUAGACACAAAUUAUAUAUUAUAAUAUAUAACUUUGCAGAUCCUAGUCAACCAAACAUUACUCUUUCUUCUUCCUCUUACACUGUCUAUAUGAUGCAAGAUAAAUUCCACUUUUCAACCUUCUGAACUUCAAGCCAUUUUCUCUUCCAUAUACUUCCAUAAACCCCCUUCCUUGUUCUCAUCCAGUUUCACUGAAUUUAUUUACUCACAGAUUUUAAUUUUUUUUAAAAAAUGUAAAUUUUGAAAAAUUAUUUAAAAGCAUUAAAUUUUAUAAAAAAUUUAUCUUCAACCAAAUGAAAUUAUAUAUAAGCAAAUGCAUACUGUGCAUAUGAUACUGCGAUUUAAAGGUAUAAUUUUAAUUUUGCUAGCUACAGCCAAUCAGGAGUCAUCUGGCAACAAGCCAAUAGAAUGUCAAUCAAGAGAAAGCUAGCUACAGCCAAUCAGGAGUCAGCUGGCAACAGCCAAUAGAAUGUUGGGGUAGGAACAGCCAAUCAAGAGAAAGCUAGCUACAGCUAAUCAGGAGUCAUCUGGCAAAAAGCCAAUAGAAUGUCAAUCAAGAGAAAGCUAGCUACAGCCAAUCAGGAGUCAUCUGGCAACAAGCCAAUAGAAUGUCAAUCAAGAGAAAGCUAGCUAUAGCCAAUCAGGAGUCAUCUGGCAACAAGCCAAUAGAAUGUCAAUCAAGAGAAAGCUAGCUACAGCCAAUCAGGAGUCAUCUGGCAACAAGUCAAUAGAAUGUCAAUCAAGAGAAAGCUAGCUACAGCCAAUCAGGAAUCAUCUGGUAACAAGCCAAUAGAAUGUUGAGGUAGCAACAGCCAAUCAAGAGAAAGCUAGCUACAGCUAAUCAGGAGUCAUCUGGCAACAAGUCAAUAGAAUGUCAAUCAAGAGAAAGCUAGCUACAGCCAAUCAGGAGUCAUCCAAUCAGUGGAUCCUUCCACAGGAAGAGAGAGCCAGUUAACACCUUCAACUGUCUCUAAACCGUCCUCUCUGCCUGCAGUGGAUCCUUCCACAGGAAGAGAGAGCCAGUAACACCUUUAAAUGUCUCUAGACCGCCCUCCCUGCCUGCAGUGGAUCCUUCCACAGGAACAGAGAGCCAGUAACACCUUCAACUGUUUCUAGACCGUCCUCCCUGCAGCCAUCAGGAGUGACUUUCAUCCACCAGGCCUUCCUCAACGAAAAGGGCUUCUCUUUUCUUCAUCCAUCUGAGGAGUGACUUUCAUCCACCAGGCCCGCCUCAAGGGAAAGGACUUUCCAUUCCUACAUCCAUCUGAGUCGGAUCUAUCAGGCCUGCCUCAAGGGAUAGAGCUUUCCUUCCCUGCAUCCAUCUGCCACCUCUCCUUCCAUCACUCUCAGCAGCUGGGACCUUGAGGAAAGGCUUCCAAUCCCACCCCUUCCUUCUCUAUUAAAUCCCUUGUGUCUUGUGGUAUUUAGGCAAUAUUACCAAGUAUAGUCGGCUAUUAUAUUCCUACUUUUGUCAUUAUUAUCUUCUCUUCUUUUGAUUAUCGCUUACUGAAUCCUUUCCUUCCCAUGGCUCCAUGCAUC